Molecule: messenger RNA, 995 nt
Organism: Anolis carolinensis (green anole)
Lineage: Eukaryota; Metazoa; Chordata; Lepidosauria; Squamata; Anolidae
Exons: 3
Coding region: 299-955 (218 amino acids)
Source: RefSeq, a predicted model, not a curated record
CCCAAUAAGGACCAUUACAAUCCGCCUUUCAUUCCUUGCCAAAGCUUCCUUGGCUAUUUUGGGAGUGUUUCUAACUUUUUUUUUUUCUUGUAGGAUUAUAACUAAAGUUGAGGUUGAGGAGCAAGGAGGGACUUUUGGCCUUUUUUUGUUGACUAUUCGGUUACAAAGGGGAAGUUUCUUUCCUCGUCCCCGCCUUCCGUCUUGUUGCUGCCAGACCACAAAAGGGACACGGAGAGGAAGACUUCUCCUUCGACGGACCAAAGACCUUUCCUUGGAAGUGUUGCCAGGACCAGCCAGCAUGAAGUCCUUUGGAGGUCCCAUCACCAUCGUCCUCUUCUUCCUCCUCAUCCACACUGCAAGAGCGACGGUCCGCACGGCGAAUUUCUCCACCCAGGUGGGCCAGUCGGUCACUCUGGACGCGGAGAUCCCCAAAGGGGCCACUUUUGCCAACAUCCAACUCCGAUCGGCCUCCCUGCGCCGGGCCCUGGCCUUGUGGAUCCCGGGGAAGCCGGUCACCGUCCUCUCCCCACAGUUUUCGGGACGGAUCGCCUUCGAGGAAGACGGGCACGAGUUCCAGAUCAGCCACCUGAGGCUGGAAGACGGAGGCACCUUUGAAAUUUUGAUGGAGAAUGCUGAAGGCGUUACGAAAGACUUGGAGAAAUACGUCGUCUUCGUGUUCAAUGUCAGCGUCGUCUCCGCCAGUCGGUUUGACAACCAGUCCUGCAGCAUGGAUUUGCUUUGUGAGGCCGGGGACUGGGAGCCGAGCGGUGAGCUAUACCUGGACGCAGACAUCCACGGGCUCCACCGUCUCCCGGAGCCCCUGGCACCACCUUGUCAUGGAGCCCAAAGACAAAGCGGACACUUACACCUGCUCCGCACAAUCCCUCGGCACGCAGGGGACUUGGGACAUCGAGCCCUACCCUCACUGCGGAUCCGCCUCUGGGGCCCAAGGUAAGGCAUGUCGUUCUCCUUUGGACUCUAACACCCAUAGACCC